AUGGAGGAAGAUGACAAUACAUCGUGGCAAAAUGAGGAUAACGAAUCGACUUCUGUAACAUCGGUUUCUAUAGCAUAUCAUUCAGAAGAUUUUAUAUCAAAGCCCAGGCUUUCUGAAAAUGGAACCGUUCCAUUUAAUAUCUUGGAAUUUAUUCAUUCAUUUGGUUAUGAUUGUCGGAAGCGAUUUAAUCUCUGUGUGGCAGAUCCUAAUACUUUGAUUUUCGCUUCUGGUAAUUUAAUUCACUUCUUUAAUAUUGAAAAUAAUAUUAUAACGUUCAGACGAUGUUCUACUGGCGGCGGCAUUGGUGAUAUUACUAAAAAUUCAGUUUUCAAUCACAUUGCCAUUGGCGAAAAUGGAGUAAAUCCGCCUUUAAUUAUUUACGAAUGGCCCAGUAUGGAAAUUGUAACAGUUUUACAUAAAGGCACCACGUGUUCUUAUUCUACUAUAAGAUACAGUCCAGAUGGUUUGAGAUUAGUAUCGCAAGGAGGUGAUCCUGAUUACCUGAUUACUAUAUGGGACUGGCAGAGGUCUACAGUCGUACUUCAAUGCAAAUCCCAUGGUCAAGACGUUUUUAAUGUUGUUUUUUCGCACACGUUACACGGUCAUAUGACCACAUGCGGUUCUGGCCAUAUUAAGUGCUGGAAGAUGUCGGAAACGUUUACUGGACUUAAAUUACAAGGGGAACUUGGAAGAUUCGGCAAAACUGAAAUUUCGGACAUUGUUAGCGUCUAUCCAAUGCCGGAUGAAAAAAUUAUAUCGGGUUGUGAGUGGGGUAAUAUUUUAGUUUGGGCAGAAGGUUUGAUAAAGAUCGAGGUGAGCAGAAAAAAUAAGAAACCAUGCCACGACGGUUAUGUGUCGCAGUUUGAAUAUGUAAACGGGGAGCUCAUAUCAAUUGGCACCGACGGCCGCAUAUGUGUUUGGUACUAUGAGACAAUUGAUAUUGCAAUGCCAUCGGAGACCAGUAAUAUUCUCGAAAUCGAGCCAAUUUAUGAAUUUCAAAUUUCAAGCAAUGAAAAAAGUGAUUAUUUAAAUUCAGCUAUGCUUAUGCAGAUUUUGAAGCAAGACCAAAAUGACCCCGAUAAUGGUAUUUGGUACGCGCAGGACGGCUCUGGCGGCAUUUGGUUGUUGCAUCUACUGGAGGAUAUGCAUCAAUUAAAAUAUGCUAAACAGCUGUUUUAUUGCCACGCGGACUCAGUUUUAGACAUGGACACAUCGGAUUGGGGUCCUUAUAUAGUGACCAUUGGUCAGGAUAGUUAUCUGCAUCUUUAUAAUUAUCAUGAGAGGACGUUGAUAUUGAGACAUCGAUUUAACGAACUGGCCAGCCACGUCAUUUGGUUACCAUGUUCUGUGGGACCGACUGGAUCGAUAAUAAUUUGUGCAUUCAAUAGCGGAGUGAUUCGAAUUUUCAACUUGGCUCUAUUUGAUUUUGAAAACAAUGAUGCUGCCAAUGUUAAAUUAAUUCAAGCUUUAAAGCCCCAUACAAUGAAAAUCACUUGCAUGUCGAUAAAUCCAAAUAACAAAUUAUUAGCAACUGCAGGGGAAGAUAAUAUUGUUUUCGUAUUUAAUAUUAAAGUUGAAGAGUCGAGGCCGAAUUUAAUUCCGAUUGGAUAUAUUGAAAUACCUUCACACGUCACUUUUAUGACUUGGAAACCUGAUUAUGCUACAACUUUAUUUAUGGGUUGUUUGUAUGGGGACUGCAUUGAAGUAACUCUUCCAGAAGAGCCACAAACCUAUACUACGAAAUCCUAUAAAUUAGUUGAGUGCAAUCUGAUAAUUUUUAAGUUUCAAUCCGUAAAGUCUUUUAUAAUUAGAGAGCAAGUUCGUGAAAUUGCUGAAAAAGAGAAGCAGCAAAAGCUUGCAGAGAAAAAAGAAGAAUUGAGAAUAAUGAGAGAAGAGAAUCCUGGAAUAGACAUUGAUGAAGAAUUAUUUCUUGAAGAAGGGAUAAAAGAAGAUUUUUCAUUGCCUGAUAUUUACAUUCCUGAAGUACCGAAUGCAGUUUUACUUGCAAUGUACACAACAAGAAAUUCUAUACUAUUGUCAAUGGCUGGGUACGAUGCUGGAUUCAUGUAUGAAUAUACCAAUCCCGAACCCAAUAAUAAAACUGUACACAUUAAUAGUUACUUAAUCGAUGAUGGCAAUGACGAUGAGAUUCGAUCAUUUUUAUAUUUUCAAAAUCGAAAAUACGUGAUUUUUGGAAUGGAACACGGUGAGAUACGCGUCUGUAAAGUUAAUCCAGAGAACGUUACAGAUUUUUCUAAUUAUUGGGUUUUACCAAUGCAUGAUAAUUUUAAUGGUAUUAUAUCAAGUAUUUGCUUAAGUUACGAUCAGACAACGCUAAUAACUUGUGGUCACGAUGGCAAUAUUUUUUCUUACUACAUCAAUGAUGACUCCCCUGCUCCAGAAAUUGACAUUCCCGUUGUAAAGCCAGCGAGCGAAUUAUUUGUAACUGAUGUAGCGGAUAUAGAGGAUUUAGAUUAUCUAAGUUUAGAAGACGAAAUCGUACUAAUAGAAAAGAAUCGAAUAUUGGCUAAUGCUAAAGAAAAUAAAACCAAAACCUAUGCGAUGCUUCAUGAAUUAAAUGAAAAAUAUAAUUCAGUUUUGAAAAAAAACAACGCUUUACCAUUAUCCCAGAGGCUUACCGAUGAAGAAUUGCAACUUGAUCCAAGAGUUAUACAGAAUUUAAAUGUUCAUCUAGAUAAUGAAAUGGAUCUUGUUUAUAAAAAAUUAGAGCAUAACGUAGAAAAACAUAAACUUAAAUUGAAAAAGCUGAUGGAUCAUUUUAUCGAGCCAAUUACUUGUUUGCCCUUUGCCGUACAAAAGAUAUUAAAGCCAGAUACGAUGGUUCACUCUUUACGUGAAUUAAAGUUAACUGAAGCAUAUUUAAUCGAUCGGCAAUAUAUUCCAAAGGAGGAGGAAAGUAUUGCAGUACAUAAGACCGAAACAUUAGAUUUUCAAUCAGAGAUAGAUGCAACUAAAUUUUCAAGAUCCGUGAUGAACGAAGAAUUAUAUAAUGAUAAAGGAGCGAUGAUAACAGAAAGCUUCUUAAAGGAUUUAAGCCCGCGGACAAUUCAAUUUCAUCUUACCGAUGAGAUUAAUCAAUUGUUAAAGAAAUAUCGAUGUUUGAAAAAAAAAUUAAAAGAGGAAGAAGAAGAGUGGAAAGUUUUAGAAGCGCAAAAGCCCAAUUUAACAGCAAUGAAUCCAGAGGAUGAAAGUGUGAUUGAACAUGUGAAAAGGACAAUAGGCGAUUUUAAGCUUAAGUCAUCGUUAAAUUUCGAUAACAUGAGUUUAAACUUUCCGACAAUUUCGAGUAAAUCAGUCCAAAUAAUCGAUUAUAGAAGAAAGAUUCAUUUUCGACGUGAAAAUUUCAAUAAUAGACUCAAAGAUUUAAGAACGAAGAAAAUUGAAUUACGGGCUGAGGUUAAGAAAUUAACAAUAAUAUUGAACAAUAUUCAUCUUGAAAUACCUGAAAAUGCACAAAAACCUGUACCAAAUUUGCCAGAGAUCGAUGAGGAUGUGGAAUUUCCAGAACACAAUUUAAAGCUGGAAACCUAUGUUUUAAUGGAGGAUCGCGUGAAAGAAACAAAAAUGAAAAAACAAACAAAUAUUUCAGCUUUACCUGUGCACGACAUGGAUGAAGAAUAUGAGGUACUUUUAUUAGAUCCUUUGCAAUCAGAAAGUACGCAGAAUGGAAUAAAUUAUAACACUAAUGCAAAAAUACGAGCAGUUCGCAAUACUGUACCGGCAAAUGUCUUAGCUGCAAUUGAAGAAGCUGAAAAAGUUGAUAGUAAAUUGGAGCGUGAAAUGAAACGUGCACGCGUAGUAAAAAAAAUUUACGAGCAAGAUCAGAUACUGAAUCAUGUCUAUAAAAGUUAUAAAUCAUUUGAUAAGGAGCUCGAUAAGCUCGAAAAAGAGAGAUUUGAAAUUGUUUAUGAGACGAUUUACGUAAAUUUGUUCAUAUUGACGAUCCAUCAGGAAUUGAUUGUCCUUAGAAAGUUUGAGAAAAUGGAAAUGGAGCUCAACGAAAUUAUCAAUAGCAAUCAGAAGGCUAAGAUUAAGGAAGUUAGUUGUAUUAAUAAUUUUAUUAGUAAAGUCGAAGACAAAACUUUCAAGAUUUCAAAAAUUCAGGAAAAAAUAAACGAGAAUUCAACGCGAUAUAUAAAUUCAAUAAAGAAUAAUAAAUAUUAUCGUUUUUUAAAGAAGAUUUGUCAAAAGAAGUACAAAACCCAUUCAGCGGAAGCCGAUGCUUCGUCGGAGUCGGAGUCAUCAAUGAGCAUCAGCAGUUCGGACGAUGAUAUGGGAAAGGAUAGCGACGCGAGCGACAACCUAGAAACGAUCCACUUGGAUGAGAAUAUUUGCCCACCGGAAUGCAAUAGGCAACUUUACGACGAGGCCUUCAUUUUGCGCGAAAUGAGAUACGAAAUGGAAUCUCGCAUUCAUUCCAAGCAAUCGCUGAUCAAUAAUUGGAAACAGAAGAUCGAUGUUCAUCGUAAACGUUUGAAGAUGAUCGAUGUUGAGCUGCAGGAGAAUCGCGAUAAAUUGCAAUUACUGUUGACCGACAAACAGAACCAGUUGAACGACAUUGAUAUCACGGUUAUACUAAAGUUGCAUCAACUUCAAUGCUUUACCGAGGGAGAUAAGCCUGAAAAUAUUCAAAAUUGUAUAAUUUUUGACAAAAAUCGAUUAUCUCAAUUAUAUGCAAGAGUAGGUCAACUUGAGAAUGAGACAGCUGAACAGAUGACGAAAUAUAAAAACGAUAAGAUACAUCUGCGUAAAAUAAAAGUCAGCUGUGAAUUAAUGAAAGAAGAAAUAGAUAAAUUGAAAAGGAAAAUUAAAAAAAAAAUGCAACAGAAAUUCGGUCAACAAAUAUCAUUGGUGACGUUGUACGAAGCCGUUUUACGAAGACUGAUUGAUGAUAUUAAAGCAAAUACCAGCUCUCUAGUCAAAUUUUACGAUAAUAAAAUAAAAAGUAUUAAGAACGAAUAUACGAAGAAGCUUGAAGUAUUGAAGGAUUUGAUUAAAGAUAAUACAGAGAAAUUGAGUAUCUUGACUGUUCUAGAAGAGGAGUUGCUGAAAUUGCGUAAAACGCUGAACGUUAAGCUAAUGUCCGAGGAAGAGAUUAAUAAGUUAGAAUUGGAGUAUAAGUCUGAGUUAGGCAAACUCAAACGUAUAUUAAAAGAGCAGGAAAAGCAUAUGGAUUGCGUUUCCAGAGACAUAAUAUUUUUAUCCAAUAAAUCUAAACAUUUAUUACCAAUCGAGGAAUUAAAAUUAGACAUUGAUAAAGAAAAUCGCAGGGCUGCAUCGCCAUUGCUCGACGGGGAAGAACAAGAUUUGAUAAAUCAUGCAGGUAUUCUCUCUCGAGGUGAAAUGUCCGUUAGUAAAUCAAGUGACUCUUCCAUAGACGAUAACAGUGAAUAUAAAAAAGUUAUUGCUGUGCGUCAUAUGUUAUCACAUAUUACGGCUAUAAAGGAAACGGAUACUACAGAGACAAUCGAUCAGAUGUUAACGGAAGUCACAGACAAUUUAAAUGAUAUUAAAACUCGGGAGGAGAAACUAGAGAGAGAUGAUAAUGAAAUAAUAGAAAUAUCCGAUGAAGAAGAAGGAUGCUCUGAAAUAUCGAGCAAAGACGAUAUUGACGAUCUCGCUGACAUCACUAAUAAGUACAUAAACAAGAACGUCGAAUCAAUGGAAGGCUCAUUUGUACAAGAGAUAGAGCCCGACAUUCGCAAUAGAUUAGACGAGUUGUUUUUAAAUAUAGGAAUUGAAGAUAAUAGUGGAGAAAUAUCACAUAACUUAAUACAUAAACUAAGAGUAACCGAAGACAUCGAUUGUGCGAUAAAUUAUAUUCUAGAUAAACUACCCUCGGAUAUUGAUGAUGAAAAGAGAUCAACAUAUUGUAAACGUAUUAAGCCAUUUUUAAUAAAUAUAAUGAAACUUAUUGAAAUUAAGAAUUUUGAAGCUAUAGAGAAUCAGGAAGGCGAUUUUUAA
Messenger RNA from Ceratosolen solmsi marchali, 5985 nucleotides. RefSeq lists its product as uncharacterized. The coding region runs from base 1 to 5985 and encodes 1994 amino acids. Lineage: Eukaryota; Metazoa; Arthropoda; Insecta; Hymenoptera; Agaonidae. The record is from RefSeq and is a predicted model, not a curated record. Gene Ontology annotation, molecular function: protein binding. The transcript is spliced from 31 exons.